This is a messenger RNA of Lipotes vexillifer (Yangtze River dolphin), 2559 nucleotides long. It is a transcript of the gene NEK5, whose product is annotated as NIMA related kinase 5. Gene Ontology annotation, molecular function: ATP binding; protein kinase activity. Lineage: Eukaryota; Metazoa; Chordata; Mammalia; Artiodactyla; Lipotidae. Gene Ontology annotation, biological process: protein phosphorylation. The record is from RefSeq and is a predicted model, not a curated record.
AUGGAUAAAUAUGACGUGAUUAAGGCCAUUGGGGAAGGUGCCUUUGGGAAAGCAUACCUGGCCAAAGGGAAAUCAGAUAGCAAGCACUGUGUUAUAAAAGAGAUCAAUUUUGAAAAGAUGCCCAUCCAAGAAAAAGAAGCUUCACAGAAAGAAGUCAUUCUUCUGGCGAAGAUGAAACAUCCCAACAUUGUAACCUUCUUCGGUUCAUUUCAAGACUGGAGUAAGAAUUUACAGAUUCUCUCUGUGCACAGUCUUAUGAAAGCUUCCCUGUUAUUUUCCACUGCUUCCACCCAACAUUUAGAGAACAACAGGCUGUUUAUUGUGAUGGAGUACUGUGAUGGAGGGGAUCUCAUGAAAAGGAUCAAAAAACAGCGGGGAGUGUUACUUAGUGAAGAUCAGAUUCUGAGUUGGUUUGUACAGAUUUCUCUAGGAGUGAAACGUCUUCAUGACAGGAAGAUCUUACACAGGGACAUAAAAACACAGAACAUUUUUCUUAGCAAGAAUGGAAUGGUUGCAAAGCUUGGGGACUUUGGUAUUGCAAGAGUCCUGAACAAUGCCAUGGAACUUGCUAGAACUUGUGUUGGAACACCUUACUACUUGUCCCCAGAGAUCUGUCAGAAUAAACCCUACAACAAUAAAACGGAUAUUUGGUCUCUUGGCUGCGUCUUAUAUGAGCUCUGCACACUCAGACAUCCUUUUGAGGGUAACAACUUACACCAGCUGGUUCUGAAGAUUUGUCAAGCUCGUGUUCCCCCAGUAUCUCCAAGGUUUUCCCAUGACCUACAGUCCUUAAUAUCCCAGCUCUUUGAAGUGUCUCCCGGAGCUCGACCAUCCAUUAGUUCCAUUUUGAAAAGGCCCUUUUUAGAGAACCUUAUGGCCAAAUACUUGACUCCCGAGAUCAUUCAGGAAGAAUUCAGUCACACCCUCAGACAUAAAGCAAGAUCGUCUGCUUCUCGACCUGCUGGGAAGGUGGUUCCAGGUUUUAAAAUACAGAAAGUGAGAUUCCAGGGAAAGUGCCUGCCAAGAUGAAGGAUAUCAGUGCUAUUUAAAAGGAAGGACAUAUAUAGAAAUGAAUGGAGACCGCCAGCUGGAGCCCAGAAGCCCAUAUCUAUAAAAAUGGUAGAAAGGCCCAAACUUGCUGCAGUGUGUGGACAUUAUGAUCAUUAUUAUGCUCAACUUGACUUGUUGAGGAAGAGAGCCAAUGGACAAAAUUACCACUAUGUUCCUCAAAAAGAUACCAGAGUUGAAGAGAAUUAUAAUCAGGAAGAAAGCCACAGUCCAUCUUCAGGUCAAUGGCUUGCUGAGUACCUUCAGAGGAAAUGUGAAGCUCAACGACAUAAGCUGAAGGUGGAAAAGCAAUUGGGUAUUUGUCCAUCUUCUGCUGAGCCAAAUCACAACCAGAGACAAAAGCUAAGAAGUAAUGGGGAAGAGCCUGGAUUCCAGGAGCUGCAGUUCAGGAGAAAUGAAAAGAAGGAGCAGGAAUACUGGAAGCAGCUAGAAGAAAUACGCCAACAGUACCACAAGGACGUGAAAGAAAUUAGAAAGAAGAUGGAGUGUGAACUGGAGGAAGACUCAAAAAUAAGUCGUAAAACAUAUUUGGUGAAGAGCGACCUGCUCAUCCACCAGGAGGCACCUGAGGAAGGAGCACCUGCGCAGGAUAUUGAAAGAGACUUGAAACGAAUUGGACUUCAGAACACAAAGGAAAGUAAAAUUCCGGAACAAAAACAUAAAGCUAAGAGAGGGAUAAAGUUUGAAAUUAAUUUAGACAAAUGUAUUUCUGAUGGAGACACCCUCCAAGAGGAAGAGGCAAUGGAUAUACUGAAUGAAACUUUGACCUCUGAGGACGGCGUUAAGUUUAAGGGGUAUAAAUGUAUAAAGGAGCAUGAAGAUUAUACAGACAAAGCAUUUGAAAAACUCUGUUGCCGGGAAGCAGAUGCUGCCGCUGCAGAGGACAGGAGACAGUGGGAUGCUGGGUCUCCUCAGACUCUGCUGCAAAUAAUGGCCGCGGCCGACAUCACCUCCACCAGCUCCACUGUGCCUGAGGGUGAAGCUGACAUCAGUGGCACAAAUUACGGCCGAGUGAGUGUGAUUGAAGGCAUUCCAGAAAACAGGAAACAGUGGCGGCUUGAAACGCCGGGAACUUUAAUGAGUGUUUUGACAGCAGCACAUCUAACAAAUAGCUCAUUUUCUGCCAACGAUGGAGAAUUUGCUCCAGUUGCUCUGCUGGAAAAUGAGGGACCGUGUGGAACAGAGAGACAAGCCAUCCCAAGUGAAGCCGUGCUAGACCAGCCAACCUCCAGGUGGCCAGUGGGACCAUUAAGACAAUGGCUUCCUAAAGAAGACAAGGGGAAGGUAGAAGUGGCCUCUGACAUUGAAGUAGAUGAAGAACAACCAGAACCAAGAUCUGAUGAUGAUGAUACCAAUUUUGAAGAAUCUGAAGAUGAGCUGAGAAAUGAAGCAGUAGAAUCCCUGGAAAAACUCUCCACUUCCAAAGAGGCAGAAAAAAGGGAAGAGGUUUCCAGUUCCUCCACGGGUGCUGAAAAGAAAGAGAGGGGAUAG